CCAAGAUCUGCGAUUUCUGCAAACCCUUGAAUCUAUGUCGGCGGAGCAGCUCGAGGAGCUUAUUCCUUUUCUUCACGAACAAAAUCCACAAGUCCGCCAGAUCGCCCUCGCGAAUCUGGUCGGACACACGCCGAAGGAUGCGCCUCACCGACAGAUCUUCUUCGCGGGGUUGAGCACAAGUGGCUUGAAGCAGCAGGGGGACAGCCAGGUCAUUCGCGGCCUAAAACUUCUAUGUCGCGAUCAUCUUGCAACCGCUCACGAUGCCUUGAGGGCCCUCGUGAAUUUGUCGGACUCGUCUCUAAUGCUGGGACCCUUGUCGGAGCCUUCCUUCCUUAAUUUUCUUGUAUCAUACAUCCUCAACCCUCAAGCGACGCUCGCUGAUCUCGCGUCAAUGCUCCUGUCUAACCUGACCGCCUCAACGUCCAUAUGCUCAAUGCUGCUUAAUAUGACUGUAUCGAUACUUCCAGAUCCAAAGUCACCGACUCUGUAUUUUCCUGUACAAUCCCAGUGUGGAACAUGUCCCGCACCGGUACCCUACCCAGCCGGCGAGCCGCGGACUUUAGACGCACUUCCGCUGCUCCUAGAUACCUUUGUGCAAGGCGCCGCUGCAGAAGAGACGGAAGACAAGGAGAAGCGCCUCAGGAAGGGCACCCUGCACUUCCUCUCGAGCGUUUUCGCGAACCUCAGUACGACACCUGCAGGUCGCAUGUUCUUUUUAAAGCCUCGCCCAGUGGAUGCCACGAAGUCUGAAGGAGACCUGGAGUACCCACUGACUAAGCUCCUUGUCUUCACCGAACACAAGGACACCAUCCGAAGAGGCGGCGUUGCGUCGACAAUAAAAAACUGCGCCUUCCACGUACAGGCGCAUCGUGCGCUCCUGUCACCCGAGUCCGAACGUGUCGCAGUCCAGCCAUCCACCGCAGAAGCACCCGGUAUGGACAUCUUGCCCUACGUGCUUCUUCCACUAGCUGGUCCAGAAGAGUUCGAUCUCGAGGACCAAGAGCUUCUCCCGCCAGCUCUGCAGUUCCUACCAGCGACCAAGACGCGCGAGCCGGAUACUGUGCUGAGACUGAUACAUGUCGAAACCUUGCUGCUGCUUUGCACGACACGCUGGGGCCGGGACUAUAUGCGGAGCAACGGCGUGUACGAGAUCGUCCGAGCGCUGCACGAGAACGAACAGGUCGACAAGAUCUCGGAGCAUGUCGAGCGUCUUGUGAACUUUUUGAAGAGAGAUGAGGGUUCAGAUACUCAGGACGAUGCUCCGAGCAGGAUGGUGGAAGUGGUGGAAGAUGAGGGAGAGGACGAGGAUAGUAAAAUAGAGGAGAUAUGAACGAUCCAGACGUCCUGGUGUUUCUGCGUGUCUGACUGAACCUUGAGCUUGAGUACUUGAGUUACCCGCACAUGGAGCAUAGACUCAGAGGCCAGCAGGGCUGUGUAUUUUCCGUUCGGCAUCUUGACACCGUCAGGUCGAUUCCAACUGCAUCUCCCACGCUUCAUUGUUGUAUCGAUGGCUGUACGUUGCUCCUGAGGCAUACUUUUACGAGCACAAGAGGACUCGGACUAUGUAGCGGUGGACUCCCGAAUAAGGCCAGAACUUAGAAGUUAGAACGCCGGAGGAGCUCAGUGAGCGGGUGCGGGCACGUGGGGUUCGG
This is a messenger RNA of Rhodofomes roseus, 1652 nucleotides long. RefSeq names its product DUF383-domain-containing protein. Lineage: Eukaryota; Fungi; Basidiomycota; Agaricomycetes; Polyporales; Fomitopsidaceae. Bases 35 to 1330 code for a protein of 431 amino acids. The record is from RefSeq and is a predicted model, not a curated record. The transcript has 8 exons.